Molecule: messenger RNA, 8404 nt
Organism: Dunckerocampus dactyliophorus (ringed pipefish)
Lineage: Eukaryota; Metazoa; Chordata; Actinopteri; Syngnathiformes; Syngnathidae
Gene: dusp14
Product: dual specificity phosphatase 14
Exons: 2
Coding region: 294-926 (210 amino acids)
Biological process (GO): protein dephosphorylation
Cellular component (GO): cytoplasm
Molecular function (GO): MAP kinase tyrosine/serine/threonine phosphatase activity
Source: RefSeq, a predicted model, not a curated record
CGCCCUUUACGUUGACUGUGACGGGUGAGCUGAGCAAGAAGGCGGACGCAGUAAGCCUCUGGCGUUUUUGGGUGGACUUUGUCGUCAUGUUGGCGUGUCGUGCACAUUGCGUGGACUCCGCCGACCCCUCCCACCCUGCCGGCACCUCAGCGUGAUUUGAGUGGACUGACUUUGACGCUAAAUGUGGAAAGAAGCCCACCCGAGCACGGUGCACUGUUACGGCCGUUGCGUUCAAAAUCCUCCAUCGUCAUCUUCACCAUCUUCCCGAGCGACUCUCUUUGUCAACUUCCUCCAUGGGUUCCCGCAGCCAAGGCUUCUUCCACCAGCACCAUCAUCACCAUCGUAGCUCCGUGGUACCGGCAACGGUGCCCAGGCUGCUGCCGGAGAAUGGGAGCCUUCUUGGGGGCAUUGCACAGAUCACUCCCAACCUGUUCCUGAGCAGGGGCAAUGUGGCGUCCAACCGCAGCCUGCUGCUAUCCAAAGGCAUCACGUGCGUGGUCAACGCCACCAUUGAGCUGCCCAACUUCAACUGGCCGCACAUGGAGUACGUGAAGGUGCCGCUGGCCGACAUGCCGCAUUCACCCAUCUCCUUGUACUUCGACAGCGUGGCCGACAAGAUCCACAGCGUGGGCCGCAAGCGUGGCGCCGUGUUGGUGCACUGCGCAGCGGGCGUCAGCCGCUCAGCCUCGCUGUGCCUGGCCUACCUCAUGAAGUACCACCGCGUGUCCCUGGCUGAGGCCCACGCCUGGGUCAAAGCCCGCCGGCCUGUCAUCAGACCCAACGGCGGCUUCUGGCGCCAGCUCAUCGAGUAUGAGAGGAAGCUGUUCGGUAGGAACUCUGUGAAGAUGGUGCAGACGCCCUAUGGGGUCAUACCGGAUGUUUACGAGAGGGACCGCAGGAGUCUGUCUCCGUACUGGGGCCUGUGAGCCACCACUGGACUUGAAGACCGAGGGAGCUUUUUGAAAGAACUCUGGUUCGCUUUGAAGGAGGAAGUCAGUCUUGAAAAGACCCACCAGGACCACAAUGCAAACACCGGUGCCGUCUUAUCACCUGGUGUUUGCUGUGCUUGGCUCCGUUCCCUGUCAUGAUGUCAUGUGAUGGUCUUGUGCAAGUCUUACAGAGCAGCACGCUCAAAGUCUAUGGUAGCAUUUUUAAGUGCAGUGUACAGAGACAAAAUAUAAGUUUAGAUUGCAAUGUGUUGAUAAGCCCCGUUUCUGCCAAGCGAUUUCAGUUUCUAUUGUCAAAACUUGGAAAGGCUACCUAAUGAUUUCGAUACUUCACAUAUUUGGUACUGAUCACGGUACGGUACACUGCUUUCUACUGCCUGGCUGACAAAGAAUGAUCAACAAGUAACAGAACAGGAAGAACAAUUUAUUUUAAAUAGUCGAUUGCAGAGAACACUGAUUUUUUUUUUAAUUCCAUAUUUUUGUUAGUACUGUAGUGAACUAAAAUGAAAAAAACUUCCAUAGGUACUGUAUAAAAACACAUUUACAAGAUUUAGAAACUGGAUUUUCAUAUUACUCUACGUUUUUCAGUAAACAUGUCAAAAUUCAAUACAAACUUACCACCAUUUACUAGAGGUUUUCCACACACUGCAGCCUUACUCUGUGCUGGUCUAGAACUCUACCCCUUUGGCGGAAUGAUGCCUAUGUUAGGAAGAAAAUAACUUAAAAGAUGCUAUGAAAUCGUAUUUUUUAAAGGCUAAAAUACCCACACAUAAGAUGUACAGAAAGUUCUAGAGGAGGCUCCAGUGUAGCACAGGGCAAGUGCUCCUGUUCUUGUCCAAUCAGAGCUGUAUUUCAAUUGACAAAUAUAUACUGCUCAAUUACAGUAACAGUGUUUAUUACAAAAAGGCUACAUUAUUUUGCAAGUAUGAUGCAGCACAAUAUACUGUAGAUCCUGCAGUCAAUUUGGGGAUAUUUUUAAAGUGCAAUAUUCAACCUUACACAUGAUGUGAUAAUUUUUUAAAACUAUCUGGAGAUGAGAUGCUCUUAUCCUGCUUUUUACUCUGCAGUCUGACAAAUGAAGCAAUUGUGCACUUGUUUGUAUUUGAAUUUGGAAAAGAGAAUAAAGACCUUAAGAUGUGACAUUGCUGUUUGUAUUGAUGCAAACCCGAAAAUAAACUUCCUGUCAUCUUCCAUCAAGAGAUGUUUCAAAUUUUGGAAAUGUCAAAGGAACAAACAUGUUGUUCGUUUUCAUUUGGUGAAGUCACACAGGAUCAGGCACCUGGCAAUGAAAGCUAUUUAUCUUGUUUACACACUUGUAAAGUCGCCGCUAAUACCUGUAGAAACGGCCGAGCUGGUCUGAUGGUAGAUGCACCAGUUUCAGGCCGCAAAUUUCCUCCAAACGCCAUCUUUUUCUCCCUCUCCCAUCACUGGGCCUCCUGCCUCUGUAUAGAAAGUAAACACAUCCCUCAGCAUGCGACGGGGUACUAACGUCCAUCAUUAAAACAGCGAGAACAACCAUGCCAGGCUUCAAGGGAGCCGACGGAGGUUAAGGAGACACACACCAGCUUGUGUGUCACUUUUAUUUAGUACCACAAUUUUCCUGGAGUCCAAUGUGACUCAUUGACUAAUUUGUUGUGUCUUAGCCACACAUCUACAUGAUGGAAUUAUUCAGAUGGAACAAAUCCAUCGUGAUAGUCAUUGGCUUCAUUAAUGUGACAUGAUCAUUUAGUAAAUUUUCGAACUACAAUUAGAACAAGAAUAUGGGUUUUUAAUUGCUAUAUUAAUUGGGAACUUAACAGUCAUCGAUUAAUCGACUGAAUGCAAUAAAAUACACAUUUGUAUACUGUACAUCUGUGGUAAAAGUGAGCAGAAUAAUGUUCAAAAUAUUACAGCGCUGCUGCUGGUGGCAGUCGAGUAGUGCACUCAAUGGACAUCAAUAUUUGGUCUAUUUUGUUACAGAUUUGGAAUUUAUCGUAUUCUAAAUAUUUUCCAUUUCCAUUAAUUUCAAUACAACUAAGUAGCCAGCUUGGUGUGUUUUAAUAACGAAAUUAAAAAGCAUAUACAGUACAGCGUUCAUUAGCAUUGAGGGAUUAGCCGCAUGCUAACGCUAGCAUCGUAGCUACCGGUGUGCAAUUAGCGUUUCUGUCGGCGGCCGUUACAUUCGUUUUGACAAUUAAAUUGAACUUAUAUCUGAAUAUUCACUAGUAAGCUACUGCAAAAAUGGUUCAGAUAAAACCAAGUUACCACCCGAACUGUUACGAAAGGUGUGGUUUCUUCUUCUGCGGAAUCACGUUAAGAAGCGUCACUGUGCCACCUAUUGGUAGAAGAGUGCAAUUGCACCAAAUACUGCUUUCACUCCUUAACACUGCCCCAAGUGGCGAAUAAUGGCUUUGUAAAGGGAUUGGACAAUCAGUACAGGAAUGAUUUACAGGAACAUCUGCGCAUUCUGUGAAAUACGUUUAGUCCAAGUCGGAUCUUAUACCUACAUUAACUCGCAAGUUACUCAUACUGUACACAGAACACAUGGACAUAUAAAAAUACAGUAAUAUAACAAUUAAAAGAUGAUAAAAAAUGACAUGAAAUAGUAAUAAAAGAACUACUUACCUUUAUCUCUGCGGUUCUCUCACUACGUUCUUAAAAUAUUGUCCCAGGCUAAUCUGAAAGGAUUACCUCUUCCCCUUCCAGGUUUCCUUGCAACAGCGCACGGAAUCCAUGAUCCCUCUCGCAUUCAAUAAUCUUUAUCCUUAAUGAUGGUCGCAACAGUUGAGCGGUUCAGACCAAAAGAGUGGCCAAUGUUGGUGGGCGUGUCUCCUCUGAGCUUUUUAUGAUGCUCAUUUUCACUUCAAUGGCGGUGGCUUUCCUUUUUUUUGGCUCAGUGCCCCUUGGGAGACAUAGACGAUAUUAUUCAUCGUCAGUGAGGCUGAGCAGGCACAUACUGUAUUCUUCCGCCCAGCACGGGGCACACACUGCAUUGGUGUGCUGCGGGCCGCACGAGUUCUUCCACCGGUGCAUGCUGUAACUAGUUCUCGAGCGAGUCUCAAGCUUACGGACCAAAAUCAAGUUAUGCGAGUGCAUUCUUAACCACAAAAUGCUGUACCACGACCGACCCGCUGUAAACUCCGGACCACCUGUGCUCCUUUCCAAAAAAAAUCCAAUUCAGUGUUUCUUUUCGCUCACGGAAACAUCCAUCUCUCGUCUGCAAACAUCCGCGUAGAUUCCGGUUGCAGAUGGCAUGCAGCCUCCGAUCAUAAUAAUACAAAGUAUGCACACUCCACAAGCACAAUCAGUGCGAGUAUCAACACUCAUACAUUUCCAUUUUAACAAGGCCGGGAGCUCGAGGCCUGUUAUCAGCAUAAACAUGAGGCUCUCACAGCUGCUUUGCAUUCAUAUUCACACAAGGCUCCUGUGUGAUUCCACAACUGAUUGAGCUACACCGCAAUGCAUGCUGGGAAAAAAGAGUGGCUGUAUUAUGUAGGAGGCAACAUAGUCAUAAGUAAAUAGCUGCAAAUCAUGGAAAAUAGUAAGAACUAUAUACAGGGUCAGGCAAAAUGAUCUGACACAUUUGUAGGUUAAAUAAAAGGCAAAUAAAGUAAAGAAACAAAAAAGUGUUUUUAUUUUCGAAAAGUACAUAUGCCAUUUUUUUCAUAUAAUGCCAUUUUGCUUCGUUUCUUUUUCAGUUGCUGCCAUGAAUUGUACUGGUGAGCAUUGCGCUUUCAUUGUGGAAACGUUUAUCAAAACAAACGAAUCUGUAACUGCAACACAACGAGCGUUCCGUUUGCACUUCAAUCUUGGUAGACAUGAUCCCGUACCAGCUGGAAACACGAUCUUGUUAUGGGUUACUAACUUCAGAGCUACUGGAUCUGCAUUGAGUGUGUGGACAAUAAUGGAUCCCAUUUGACUGAUUUAAUUUUUAAAACAUAAUGAAACAGAAUGGCAUUAUAUGUACAUAUGUACUUUUCGAAAAUAAAAACACUUUCUUUACUUUGCCUUUUAUUUAACCUACAAAUGUGUCAGAUCAUUUUGCAUGACCCUGUAUAAUAACCAUAAUAAUAAUGGAUUAGACUUUUUUAUAAUGCUUUCCAAGGUACCGAUGACCUGCUCUCCCUCCUGAGCCACUGCCACUCGUACAUAUAAGAGCAAGAGAUAUUACUUCCAGCAAUACCUAUAAAACGCCACUAGUUGCCAGUAACACAGCUGCCUUGCCAGUGUUUAUUUUAACUUUGACAGCAGUUAACGUCCAUCUAUACUAUUACAGAGUGGAUAUAGAAUUGCUGUAGAAUGAAAUAAAAAGCUGCAUAAUUCAAAUUGAUGCACUCAUUUAUUUACAUUCACAUUAGUUACCAUGACCCCUCGUCACACACAAACAAUCAUUGCAUUUUCACCAAAUUUGCCACAAAUCCCAACCUUAACGCCUUUUAAAAGCCUAAAAUGUACAUGGUUUAAAUACCCUGUGGAGGCCAGACAUUCAAAACAGACUUGUUUAAAUAAAAAUAAAAUCUACCUUCCAGCCAAGAAGUGAGUUAAAAAUAUUCAAAAGUGAGGUUAAAACCAUAACAGCCACAGAGAAAUGGAAGCUGACUGACACAUUCAACGAUCUUGUGAUGCAAACAAAGGAACACCGGUUCUACAAGCACUUUCUACCCUUAUACUUACUUAAAAGCACAUUUAAUAUUGAAUUAAAUCCGACCCAGCCGACAUUAUCAUUCAGUGUGCUCCACAGUUUGUGACAAAAUAAAUAAAUGACAAGGUGAGUCAAAAGGUCAGAGCAGGUCGGGCAGGAUGAGGCCCGGCGGUUUGGGCUCCACGCAGUUGAUCCAAAAAUUGGCACAGCUGGCGUGGUACUGGUGGCCGCCGUACAGCAGCUUGAAGUUGUCCGUCUCAGAGUUGAAUGCCUGCGGGGGUGGAAAGGUGAGACUUGAGACGCUGAUAGGACAUUUGGACACUCAGCGGGAGGGAGCUGCGGCUAAUGGUUGGUUUUGCUUCUUACUAUAAUGAAUGCUACCAACACGAGAAAUGCAUGGUGAAAGACUGCCACAAUGUAUCCCACAGGGCUAUAUUUGUCAUAUACUGUAACUCUGACAUAUAGACUGCUUUUCACAUAACUAAUAAAUCUAAGCCUCUACCUUAAAAAUAUCUAUAUGUUACAUUUAUCGUCACACUUUUAUAGCAGGAACCGUUUUGGGACCAAUGGGUAAAAAGGCUGAAUAUUUUUAAAUGUUUGCUCUAAAAAAUAAUGGAUCAAAACCAUUUAUUUACCUAAUAAAAAGUAGGGAUGCACCCAUUUCAUCCCUGAAUUUGGAUAUCUGCCAACGCCAGAGCUCUGUUUGCUUUAAUAUGCAACCACACCAAAAGAAUAUCAGCAAAUGUAACUAGAAGAAUAUCAGCCAACAUAAGUUGUCUCCAGGGCCGCACGGUGGUCUAGUGGUUAGCAUGUUGGCCACACAGGGUUUGAUUCUCCCUUGGGCAUUUCUGUGUGGAGUUCGCAUGUUCUCCCCGUGCGUGUGUGGGUUUUCUCCGGGUACUCCAGUUUCCUCCCACAUGUUAGGUUAAUUGGUUGGUUGGUUAAUUGACUCUAAAUAGUCCAUAGAUGUGUAUGUCUAUAUGUGCCCUGCCAUUGGCUGGCAACCAGUCCAGGGUGUACCCUGCCUGUCACCCAAAGUCAGCUGGGAUAGGCUCCAGCAUAGAAAAUGGAUGGAUGGAUGGAUAGUUGUCCACACACACACACACACACGUGACUACAAAGCCCUCAAAAAGAACUCUCCAAAAAACGACAACAAUGUUCUGUUGACAUAAAUGACCUGUAGAUUACCCAAGCUACAACGACAUUGUUAUCGUAGCAGCUUACACGAAGAACUAUUUUUCUAGCGUAGUGACGCAGCGCCUCAUGCCUCUACUGAGAAAUAACGCGUCCACACCUAAACAAUGCGAUAGGACACAAACCUAUACUGACAAGGAAACAAGAACUAAGAAUAGACAACCAAAUGAUCUGUAAAGUAUUUGCCCACAUUCCAUGUUUUGUUUAUACACGGCUACAUGGCCUGCGUUGUGAUAUCAUGUGCUCUGUGCUCCAUGUAUCGCAAAGAUGUUUUUUGUAGGCACGUGCAUUGUUAGCUCCCUCAUGCUGACUGUCUUCCUCUCUUUAGAACGCACAGAAAAGAGAAAGACAUGUGCUCAUGUUUCACAUAAGGACUGUGAAUGAUAGGCAAAAGAGCGGUUUUCCUCUAAGAGUUUGUGAUAUCUGACUGUUUUGUGUGGCUGUGAACGCCAAAAGCAAGAGGAGGGCUUGUGUGUGAGGGGCACGGCUACAGUGCACAUGUGGAGACAGCUACGUUCACUUAUACUCUUUUGGCUACAUUUGUUUAUAUCCUUACGCCUACGUUUGCUGACAAGCUGACAACUUUAAAGCACAGACAUGGCUCAUGAAUCGGAAAUCUCCGCAGGUAGCAACUUCUGAUAUGUAAAUUACACUGGCCCCAUUCCUAAAUAUCAGCUAUAAUAACCUCAUCCCAACAAUUCCACUUUGCGCCUCAUUUUUGGAAAACAUUGAAUAUUUAGUGUUUUUCUCCCAUUGAAAAAAAGUCCAAUGGCAAAAUAGAGACACAAAAACUUUAAAAUUGUGUUGCUGAAAAGAUGUGACGCAGUCAUUUUGACAAAAAUGUAUAACAUACAUUUUUCUAACUAGUGGGACCGUUUUGGGCCCUAAAGCCUUUGACAAAUAUAACAGCAUGACUAUAAAUCCGUUGCAAUGCUUAACAGGUAUGUGAUGAUAGCAAAAUGUAGUACUGAUUCAACAAAUAACACAAACAGUAGCCAAUGAGCAGACACAUGUCAAAUCUUUAGGUCGAGACUCAGCAGUCUCAAAGAGAACCGCACUCCUCUGAGGACAAAAAUGUACAUAUUCUGGAGAGAGAAGACGGGCAGUUUGAAGGAAGAGUGAGGGAGGUUAUCUACGUCAAGGCUGAGAAACCAUUUCUGAACAGAACAGGAGGGCUGCAACACCAUCCAUCUUCCACCUACAGUACAAAGCUUCCUUUCCUUUCCGUCCUCUAACAAGUAUCAAACACAACACAGCCACUUUUGGUUUCAGAUGUGCACAUAACCAUUUGGAUUUGACUGUUCCCUGGCAGAGGCCCAACACCAGUGCAUCUUAACGACUGUCGUUUUGCGUAUCUUACAAAAUAAAUACUGUGGAGCCUGCACCGUCCCUAUCUAGUCAAGAGCAUGAAUUGAUGAAGCCUGCUCGGAUGAGAGGCAAAACAAAACGUGUUCUAAGGCAACCUGGGAUUGAUUCAGUGUCCUGAGAAGGCAAAUAUUGAUGUUUGCAUAGUUCUGCAACACACUGUUAUUACCAAAACAUUUGAAUGGUGGGUGUUCAUACAUGAAAUGCAUGUAGCAUUUGACUACCUGCUCAGCAGAGUGCACUCUAAGGAUGCUCAUGGGUGUGAUGGGUACCUAAA